Molecule: messenger RNA, 1469 nt
Organism: Conger conger (European conger)
Lineage: Eukaryota; Metazoa; Chordata; Actinopteri; Anguilliformes; Congridae
Product: alpha-1-antitrypsin-like
Exons: 5
Coding region: 116-1444 (442 amino acids)
Biological process (GO): negative regulation of endopeptidase activity
Molecular function (GO): serine-type endopeptidase inhibitor activity
Source: RefSeq, a predicted model, not a curated record
CAUGUUACAGUGAAAUGUUUGCAUUUUGUUAAAUAAAGUAACAGAUCACUGAUCAGGGCUGUCUGCGAUUAACUGGACAGCCAGAAGCAAGUGGGACAAGUUCUCCAUUAUUAAGAUGGGGGCCCUCCUGCACUUGUGUGUUGCUCUGGCUGUGCUUUUGUGCACUGUGCAAUGCGACCGGCACACAGGUCGCACACCCCAUCCCCGGCCCCAUUCCGACGGUCACGGUCAUGGUCAUGCUCAUGCUCACGGUCAUAGGCACUCCCAUUCUCAUGGGAAAGAGCAUCAUCACCAUGAUCACCAAACCAAUGGAAGCCUGAAGAUAUACCAGGAGAACCUGGACUUUGCUUUCCGUCUGUACAAGCACAUCUCCGCCCAGCCCGAUUCUCAGUCCAAGAACGUCUUCUUCUCCCCGCUGAGCGUGUCCGUGGCCCUGGCUGCUCUGUCCGUGGGGGCCAGAGGGAAGACGCACCAGCAGCUCUUUGAAGGUCUGGGCUUCAACAGCACAGAAAUCACCACAGAGGAAGUGAACCAGGCCUUCCAACACAUCCAUCACAACCUCAACGAGAAAACAGACGUAGACCUGUCACUCGGGAACGCACUCUUCAUUGGACAAGACUUCAAGCCACGUCCUGAGUUCCUGGAGAGCAUGAAACGCUAUUACGAGUCAGAUGGUUUCAGCACCGACUUCAGCAAGCCUGAAGAGGCCAAGGAACAGAUCAAUAAGUAUGUUAAUGAAAAGACCAAGGGUAAAAUAUCAGAUCUGGUUCAGAAGGUGGAUCCGCUGACAGUCAUGUAUCUCAUCAACUACAUAUACUUCAAAGGUAAAUGGGAGAUUCCAUUUGAUCCCAAAGCAACCAAGGAACACGACUUUCAUGUUGAUGAUAAAACAACUGUUUCUGUUCCGAUGAUGUAUGAAGAGGACUAUUUUCAUGUUUAUCAUGAUGAAGACAUCUCCACUCACGUUCUCCAGCUGCAUUAUAAUGAGUCUGUCUCAAUGAUGCUGGUCCUUCCAGAGAAAGGAUUGCAGGGUCUGGAGGAAGUGGUCUGCAAAAACCAUUUGCAGAAAUGGAUCAGAUCAGUGGGGAAGAAGAAGUACCAAGUGUAUGUUCCAAAACUGUCCCUUAAGACCUCAUAUCAACUCAAAGAAAUCCUUUCUGAAAUGGGAAUCACUGACAUAUUUGGGGAUACUGCAGACCUCACUGGAAUAUCAGAGGGAGGGAAAUUGGCUGUAUCUAAGGUUAUGCACAAGGCUACCUUGGACGUGGACGAGGCUGGAGCAACAGCAGCCGCAGCCACAGGAAUCGAAAUCAUGAUGACUUUAGCACUAUUCCCCGCACCCACCCCCGUCUUGAAAUUUGACCGUCCUUUCAUGGUUUUUUUGCUCAAUCGUGAAACCAGAAGUAUCAUGUUCAUGGGAAAAAUUGUGAACCCAGCAAAAUAAUAAAAUUGCUGUAUAUGUAUGUGUA